Messenger RNA from Emericellopsis atlantica, 1529 nucleotides. RefSeq lists its product as uncharacterized. The record is from RefSeq and is a predicted model, not a curated record. The transcript has a single exon. The coding region runs from base 253 to 1227 and encodes 324 amino acids. NCBI's taxonomy places the organism in Eukaryota, Fungi, Ascomycota, Sordariomycetes, Hypocreales, Bionectriaceae.
CGCCGGGAGAAACAUAAGAGGGCGCAGAAGAUUCACCUCGAGAGAGAUAUCCCAGGUCACGGACCAUUGCCACUGCCUCCCAGCCAGGCGCAUUGGCUCCCACCGUCAAGUGCCAGUCCUCACGGGUGGCCCGACACUGUACAAGCGGAGCGCGAUGGCCUGAACCGCUUUGCCUCUCACAACGGUGAUCAUCCAGCUAUUGGAACGCCGGAUGGAUCUCCGCAUCCUCUUUCCAGAGCUGGCCACGAGCCUAUGGUCCUCCAGCUUCCGGAGCAGCACCGUCAGCAUGCGACGCCUCAGCAUCGUCAGCUGUUGCCGGCGGCCCAAGCUCCCCUGUCCAUGAGGCACUCUCUCCCAUCUACAGGGGACUUCAGACCUGCCAACGGUGGGUUUACCCCAGCAAACCGGCCCGUGACCAGCAGACCACAGUCUCCAUUAGCUGUGAUGCCCGUCAUGUCGGCACCCAACUCGCCCACCGCCCCGGAAAAUCCAAGCGAACCUUUGGUGGAGAUCAACCAAGAAAAUCUUGUAUUACGACACGAUGGGACUGUCUACACCUCGCCCGCGUGCAUGGUAGGCGUGCCGAGGGACAAGAUACACCCUGGCGACCAGUACUGGGAACACCAUUGGACGGAUGUGCGACCGGAGGUCGUGAAGGAGAAGGAAUGCUGGGAACAAAAGCACCAGAAAGCUCUUAAACGCUGGGCAGAGAAAAAAGGGAGUGAAUCCUACUAUUACACGACUAAGAAGUGGGUGCGCCGAGGCGAUAAGAUCAUCGAGUUCCUCGAUGACCCGAAACAGAUCAGCCCUUACCAGCUACUCGCCAAGAAAUUCAUGAACGCGUCCGGGGGCUGCAUCACGUCUUACAAAACCCUUUCUUGCCUGUGCGAAACCCUGUCCGAGCUCGCCAAUUACGACCUAGACAUUGAGCCCCUGGACUGGAUGCGCCACCGACUAUACGAGAUUCAUCUCCAGGCUCCGGGCGGUUCCUUCGAUCUUUGCAAGAUCCUGAACGACUUCUACCACGAUCCCAAGCUGACUGAUCUGCGGUUCAAGCAUGGACACAAGAAGCGAGGAGCGACGUUCUGGUCCAAACCGGGUAGGUCACUCAGACGUGUCGCCAGCGCGCAAUUACGCAAGCGCCAGGCCGCUCCAGCAGCACUUGAAGGUCCCCACGAAGACGAUAAAGGCUCCUUUACUCAAUCCCGUUUCGUCGUUUCUGCUUAGAAUCCGCGCACAGGACAUGGAAGGCUGGGGGCGCCUCGAAGUCAGGGACAUUGGAGCUUCACGAAGUCGAAGUGCAGCAAGCUUCAAGCCCGCAGGCUAUGAACGGCACACACGAAGUAUCGCGAGACAUUGCAUGGAAAGUGUAGCAGCACAUGCAUUUGACAAGCUGAAGCCCGCGGCGCCCUGCAAGAGAAGCUUUUGCUCAUUUUCGUCAUUGCCCGUCCCCCUCGGAGUUCAGGUACCGCGAAGGCAACAUUUUUGCUAUUUUCAUCUGCUCGUUAUCGUCCAGCGACCUACCCCAA